This is a messenger RNA of Emys orbicularis (European pond turtle), 2688 nucleotides long. RefSeq names its product RAB11 family interacting protein 3 (gene RAB11FIP3). Bases 1 to 2688 code for a protein of 895 amino acids. Gene Ontology annotation, biological process: regulation of cytokinesis; endocytic recycling. NCBI's taxonomy places the organism in Eukaryota, Metazoa, Chordata, Testudines, Emydidae. The transcript has 15 exons. Gene Ontology annotation, molecular function: calcium ion binding. The record is from RefSeq and is a predicted model, not a curated record. Gene Ontology annotation, cellular component: cleavage furrow; endocytic vesicle; midbody.
AUGAAAAUGGAGCCGGAUUUGUUAAUGACUCUCUCAGACCCAGGGAGCAAAUCGGAGCGGGCAUCGCUGCUGACUCUGUUUGCCGAGCAGAAUGGGAGGUAUCUCAUCAUGGAGCAGAGAGGGCAGCUGCCUAGCCCAGACCUGGUGCUGGUCCCCAGAGAGACGCCCCCGGACGCCCCUUUGUUCCUGGGGCCCUCUUUACAAGAGAGGGAGAGUGGGCCAGUGGUGCUAGAGCAGGUUUUGGGGGAGAUGAAGCUACCCGGGCUGGAUCCUACGCUGUUCUCAGAUAGGCCCAUUGAGUAUUUAUACCGCAUGGAAAAGCAGGAGAACGGCCUCUUGGACCAAGACACGACCGACCCAAUCAGCGACCUGGAACAAGAGUCAGGUGCAGGUGAUAAUCAUCAUGGUUGCCCCCAGAGUGAUUUUGAUUUGAACCUUUCUCUGGUGCAGGGUGCACUGGCCUCUGCUCAGAUCACAGAUUUGGAGGAGCAGUUCUUCUCUCUCGUGCUGGACCAGGCUGUUUCUUCUCCUCUUCGGGAUUUACAACUCAGGAGUGCUGGGCUAAGUCCAAAGGAUUCAAACAAGGGAGAAAGCUUUCCUGAAAGCAGCGAAAUCCUGCAAGCAGAAGGGGAGUUUUACUUAGGAAUGGAGACCUCCCAGGAGGAGAACCACUCUGAAGGACUCACUCCAACUUCCCCUUGGACUAAAGAGACAGAAGAUUACAUAUCCCAAAGCUGCCAGGAGAUACUUUUAAGUACCCAGGAUUUGUCCCAGAUUGACAAGGAGAUGGACCUCUUCCCCACUUUCCAUUCCUCUAGCAACCUGAGCCAGCCCCCGGAGUUUGCCCAGCCUGAUUCCAUAACUAAUGACUCUCCAGGCUGUCAAGAAGAGGAGCCCCGUCUCCGAGCUGUGUUUGAUGCCCUAGACCAAGAUGGGGAUGGCUUUGUGCGGAUAGAGGAGUUUGUUCAGUUUGCUACAGUCUAUGGUGCAGAACAGGUGAAGGACCUAACAAAAUAUCUAGACCCCAGUGGACUUGGAGUAAUCAGCUUUGAAGACUUCUAUAGGGGAAUCAGUGCUAUCAGAAAUGGAGAUUCUGACAGCCAGUUGUAUGAGAUGGGGUAUACCCAUGAGGAGGAACCUUCUGUCUGUCCUGAUGAGUUUGAUGACUUCGUCACGUUUGAGGCAAAUGAGGUGACUGACAGUGCCUACAUGGGCUCAGAGAGCACUUACAGCGAGUGUGAAACCUUCACAGACGAGGACACCGGCACGCUGGUACAUCCCGAGAUGCACGAUGAAGUAGAAACGGACAGUGCUAUUGAUUCCACGGUGCACUCAGAGUUCACCGAUCCUAUAGAGGAUCCAGAGAAUGGAUCCCACCCACAUGACCUACCCUUGAGCUCAGACCUCAACAAUCACUCCAUCGUUACCGUAAUUAGUGGGGAGGAGCACUUCGAGGAUUACGGAGAAGGGAAUGAAGCAGAUUUGUUCUCAGACAGCCUGUGUAACGGAGGAACCAGCUUUAGCAGCUCCUCUUUCCUUUCUCCCAGCGUCAACCCGCUCAUUGCGAAACUGCACAGCAUUAUCACUGAUGAGGCAUUUGAGUUUUACUGUAGCCAGUGCCACAAACAAAUCAACCGCCUCGAGGAUCUUUCUGCUCGCCUGAAUGAUCUUGAAAUGAAUAGUCCAAAUAAAAGCCUCUCAAGCAAGAAGGUAGCAAGGCACUUACAUCAGACGGGCACCCUGACUGCGGAUGCUAUGGAAGAACCUUUCUGUGACCACAUGGAGUGUGCAGAUGAGGACAUCACUGACAAGGUUGUCUUCCUGGAGAAGAGGGUAACAGAGCUGGAAAAGGACACAGCUGCAAAUGGAGAGCAGCACAGUCGGUUAAAACAUGAAAACCUGCAGCUGGUGCACAGAGCUAAUGCCCUGGAGGAACAGCUGAAGGAGCAAGAGUUGAAAGCAGAUGAGAUGCUCCUAGAGGAAAUCAGAAAACAAAGAGAGCUCCUGACCAGGAUGGAGAGAGAGAAGAGUAUUGAGAUUGAGAAUCUGCAAGCCAGACUGCAGCAGCUGGAGGACGAGAACAGCGAGCUGAGAUCCUGCGUCCCUUGUCUGAAAGCCAGUAUCGAGAGGCUGGAGGAGGAGAAGCAGAAGUUGUUAGAUGAGAUAGAAGACCUCACUGCUCAACUCAAUGAGGAGCAGGAAAGCAAGAGAAAGAUGGGAGACAAACUGACCCAGGAGAGACACCAAUUCCAGAAGGAGAAGGAGUCCACUCAGGAGCUGAUUGAGGACCUCCGAAAGCAGCUGGAGCACCUGCAGCUGUUCAAACUUGAAGCGGAGCAGCGAAGAGGCAGAAGCAGCAGCGUGGGUCUCCAAGAGUACAAUAGCAGGACGCGGGAGACGGAGCUGGAGCAAGAGAUUAGGCGGCUCAAGCAGGAUAACCGCAAUCUGAAAGAACAAAAUGACGAGCUGAAUGGACAGAUUAUAAACCUUAGCAUUCAGGGAGCCAAGAACCUCUUCUCAGCUUCCUUCUCCGAGUCCCUGGCUGCAGAAAUCAGCUCGGUCUCCAGAGACGAGCUCAUGGAGGCAAUUCAAAAGCAGGAGGAGAUUAACUUCCGCCUGCAAGACUACAUUGACAGGAUCAUUGUGGCCAUCAUGGAAACCAACCCAUCCAUCCUGGAAGUCAAGUAA